Molecule: messenger RNA, 2840 nt
Organism: Danio aesculapii
Lineage: Eukaryota; Metazoa; Chordata; Actinopteri; Cypriniformes; Danionidae
Product: centriolar coiled-coil protein of 110 kDa
Exons: 14
Coding region: 268-2553 (761 amino acids)
Biological process (GO): regulation of cytokinesis; centrosome duplication; centriole replication
Cellular component (GO): centriole
Molecular function (GO): protein binding
Source: RefSeq, a predicted model, not a curated record
GACAGCAAAGACCCGCGUGAAUGACACAUGGACGACUCAGCAUCUUAAACCUAUAUAUCUGUAUAUAUGUACACUACUGUUUAUGUCAUGUGGAUAAUGUAGAGUAGCUCGCUUCAUUAUCAUCCACAGCGGAGGCUAAUUACUAGCGAAACAGGAAACAAUUACGCGAUUUGCAUCUGUACAUCCAAUAUAAACACCAGCAAACAGCGACAUCAUACAGUAUCACAGGCUGUGUAUUUUAGGCUUUUCCAUUUGUGUGGGGAAAGCAUGGAGAGCUAUGAUGAAUUCUGCGCACGGAUUGUGUCUAAACUGCAGACGGAAAUGAGGCGUAAAAAGAGCUGCAGUACCGCACCUGCUCGAGCGGUGGCGCACUCUCUCAUCUGCUUUCAUGGCAGGCCGGUUCUUUGUCCUGUUCUAAGUGAGAAAAAAAGACGAGAAAUGGCUAAAUACAAGAAAAGAGCAUCACAAGUGGAAGUAGGGCGACAGAUUCAUCAUAACAAUAACCUGCUCAAUCAGAUGCAGUCCUGUCUUUGCACCAGUAAGGCACCAAAAGUCUUGGACAUCACACAGCCUUCAGAGCCACGCAUGUCUCCUUCUCCAAAGACAGACUACAGGAAUGGUUUCACACGACUGGACACAACAAAACUCACACCUACAGCAGCUCCAGAGCCAUAUAUCCUGUCCAACAGGCCUCCAGUGACUCCAUCAUCUGACCUGCCUGUGUUUAUGAGAGGAAAACCUGCCGAGGAAAAAGAAAUACGAGAGGAAACUGAAACAGGAGUUUGCCUGCAGAACCUACUAAAGAAAUCACGUGAAUUCAUUGAAAAAGAGCAAGCAAAACCAGGCUCAAAACUCAACAAAACCCCGUCAGAAAGCCCAUCAGAGCCCGUUGGCUGCUUUCUGAAUGGGACUGGUUUUAGUGGCUCUCCCAGUUACACCAUCAGCCCGGAAUCUGGUCUAAAUCCUAACAAAUCCCACCGCGGACGCCCUCGUCCCAUUUCUGCAUGCAGCAUCUUCUUUUCAUUACCUGAAAACCCCAAACCAAACAUUACACCCUAUGCAAGACCACAGGACAUAAAACCAAUCGGAUCGCAGGAAAGGAAGCUGCUUGAGUUGGAAAACGUGAAUGUAUCUCAUUAUGAGGAUUUCUCUCGGUUGAACGAGACCAUCGGUAGACUGGAAACAUCUCCAGUGGAUGCUGAGCUCACGAGUCCUCUGUUUCGGAGGAGAUGCCACACGCUGGACAGCCAUCUGUCCUCACGGCCCGUCAUAGACAGGAGCCAGGAGCGGAUGCCUCGCUUUAUGGCUGGGGUCACGGCGAGAACUCCAACUCGCCUCUCUCCUCCUUCACCAAUGAACAAGAGUCCUGGAGCAGCAUUCAUGGGGUCUGCAAUCAGUCCAGAGUCUCCUUUUCAUGCCAAACUACACUUCGAGAUGGAGAGGAACAGUGUUAUUAGUACAUCGCUGAAAGACAGAAGGACAGAUGAGACGCAGUGGCAGGCUCAGGCUCUGGAAGACAUGCAGAGGUCACAGGAGGAAGACUACGCUUUCCGCAUGUCCUGUCUGAUGGCGGAGCAAGAGCGAGAACAGCUAGUGGGACACAGACUCUGUUUAAAACUCCUCUCUAAUGUUUACUGUCUACCUAGUCAACUACAUUCUAAGCGCAUCCUAAACCAAAUGACACCUUAUAUAAGUUCUUCAAUGUCAGCUACAUUAAUAGAUUCAGAGGAGCGGGUCAGAAGACUGAGGGCACAGGGUGGUCUGAGUCCUGCGGUGGGAGAGGAUGGCUGUGCUGACCGAUACCCUGUACUGAGCCCCAUGUGCCCUUUAAGCCCCGGAGACAGAUCCCCUCGACACCCGCUGCAGAAGAUGGGUUUUCCUUCUCCCACUUUAGAUUUGGCAUCGCCCUCAAUACAGCCUCCUGUUUAUCUGAGGGGACUGAAGAGCAGAAACAGACUGAGCCAGGUUUUGACGGUGGAGCAGCAGAGGGCGCUGUUUCGCCUCACCGCCAUCGUCAGGGGCUUCCUGAUCAGACGACUGCUGAAAACUGAGAAAGUCAAACACCUGCGGCAGACUGUACAGGACACGCAGGAGUUCAUCAGUUCAUUCAGCAGUAAUCUGUCAGAGCAGGAUCUCUGUUUGCAGGAGCGCGUCAGAGCUCAGUUACGUGCGGCCUUGUUUGAUAUUCAUGAUAUCUUCUUCACGCUCACACUAGAGGAGCGUUUGACUCUCAUACAACAAGACAGAGAGUUACGCACGGAAAGGAAACUCAGAGAGAUGGAAAAAGCAAAAAGCCCCAAAGACAAGGUGAUUUUCUCUGCUGCUACCCAGAAAUCUCUCGAUAGAAAGAAGAAAGUUGGUGAAUCUCCAGUCCAGACCAGAAGAGCUCAGAAAAACAAGAGUCCUCCUACAAAAAGGAUCCUACAGCCCAGUCAAGGCCAGAAUGCUCCAGUUUCAGGCCAGCAGCUUCUGCGUCGAGGGAGCUACAAGAAGACUCCCGAAGAGAGAGUUCAGCAUUCGGAGAGGUUGAAGAAACAGCAUUCACUGGGCUGACCUCGCAUCAACCCAACAUGGAAAUUAAUAUUGUGCUGAACUGAGACAUACUUCUAAAAAUAACCCCCGGCCUGGCAUCUCAUCCAAUCAUCACCAUUAUUAAAUGUCAUCAAUAUCUAGUUCUUCCCGCUUCUAAUGCAUCAUACUGCAUUAAAGCAAAAAUAGAUCUAGAUAUUAUUUCAUAUAGGAUACAUAACAUUAUAAUCCAGAGAUAAACAAAUUAAUCAUAAUUAUAUCAAAUUAAAUCAAAAUGUGUCAUAAAUACUGGCAGAACGUUACUGUCUACA